AUGGUUUUAAUCUCUGAAACUUCCGACGACGGCUCUACUGGCGGCGAUCAUCAAAUCAAGAAACCUAAAAAAGAAGAGGAUCGAAACAAGAAAUUGAAAGAAAAGGUUCAGGUGUCGCUACCAAUUCCAGAAGAACUCAUCUUACGUUGCUUCCUACUCGUUCGGAGAUGUCACCACCCGUCGCUUUCCCUCGUCUGCAGAUCCUUCCAUAGUCUCAUGUCGAAGCUCUACGAUGAUCGCUUGCGUCUCGGCUACACCGAAAACGUUCUUUACGCCUACGUUGGAUUCCCUCCUGUUGAAAACCCUAGCUGGUACAUUCUCCAUCGUAAACCCUAUCGAAACUUGCCUAACACGAUUUCGUUGAAAUUGUGCAAAAUCGAUUCCCUCCCUCCCAUGCCUUGGGGAUCUACUGUCGUCACUAUCGGAUCGGAUAUCUAUGUCAUUGGUGGACGCGUCGGCGAGAAACUUUUAGAAGAUGUAGGCGUAGGCUAUAAUAAACCCAUAAGCGGUGGACGCCGCGGCGAGACAUCCAUAAGAGGUGGACACGCAGGCGAACGACGCAUCUCGGAUGUGACUCACAUAAACUGCAGAUUUCACGAGUAUCGCUCCCUCCCGAGUAUGAAGAUGGCUCGCUGUCGCGCAGCCGCGGGUGUAAUUGACGGAAAGAUUUAUGUGAUCGGAGGUCGUAAGGUACGAACAUCUGAUUGGGUUGAAGUGUUCGAUUUAAAGAAACAGAGUUGGAGUUCUGUGCCAGGUCCGUACCCUGAAGCGUUUGGAAGAGGAGAGUUUCUGACAUAUGCGGUGAUGAAGGAGAAGAUUUACUGUUUGGAUCUUACUCGCAAUAUUCAUAUUUAUGAUCCUAAGGAAAGUAAAUGGGAGUCUUGGACUCAUGGACCGUUGAGUGCUUCUUGGAAUGAUUCGUCUUGUGUGGUUGAUAAUUUGCUGUUUUGCAUCAAUACAUCAGUGUAUUUCCUUGGAUGGCCAAUAAAAAUAUAUGAUCCAGAGAAGAAGACUUGGUUUUACUUGCAAGGUUUACAAGGUUUUCCAGCUAAUGGUCUCUUUGUGGAUGGAUAUAAAAUGGCUAAUUUUGGCGGGAAGUUGGUGAUUUUGAGCGCUGAUGUGCACCGGCUUAGGCGGUAUGACUGUAGGAAAAGAGAGAUUUGGUGCAUAGAGAUUGCUUGGGAAAGAAAGGAAGAUGGUACAUUUUGGGGGAAGGUCGAAUCAGUGGCGGUUGUGCUUACACCAGCAAAGACGACUUCUGUUGACAUUUGUGGAACUGUUACGGUUUGA
Molecule: messenger RNA, 1290 nt
Organism: Arabidopsis thaliana (thale cress)
Lineage: Eukaryota; Viridiplantae; Streptophyta; Magnoliopsida; Brassicales; Brassicaceae
Product: Galactose oxidase/kelch repeat superfamily protein
Exons: 1
Coding region: 1-1290 (429 amino acids)
Source: RefSeq, marked reviewed